This is a messenger RNA of Ceutorhynchus assimilis (cabbage seed weevil), 3111 nucleotides long. The record is from the annotation of a GenBank genome assembly. NCBI's taxonomy places the organism in Eukaryota, Metazoa, Arthropoda, Insecta, Coleoptera, Curculionidae.
CCGCGAGCGAAACAUUUUUAUCCCAUAAAUUUUCGGUUUGUUUCCGCGAGUGCAUCAUAUCAAAUGGCUUCAGACGAAACAAUGAGUGAAUUGAGUCAAAUGAGCGACGAUGCCGAUCAAUUUUUCGAAGGAGUCGAAAAACUAUUGGAAAUUUGGUUCGCGACGCACGAUGCCAACGAGAAAAAUUCAGAUCUACGCAAAAUUCCAAGAUCAAAACUGGAAUCUCUUUUGAAAAUUGUCAGAUGUGAAAUCAUAAGUUCUGUGAAAAAUGAUCAUAUUGAUGCCUAUGUUUUAAGCGAAAGUUCCAUGUUUGUUUCCAAACGUCGUUUCAUAUUGAAAACUUGCGGUACCACAACACCACUGCUCUGUCUACAACCGUUACUCUUAUUGGCCGAACAGUACGCCGGUUUCACUGAAGUCGAAGAUUUGUUUUAUUCUCGAAAGAACUACAAAAGACCUGAUUUACAGGUUACACCGCAUCAGCAUUUUGACCAAGAGGUGGCUCUAUUGGAUACACUCUUUCCAGACGGAGCCGCCUAUUGUCUAGGAGCAGUGAACAGAGACUGUUGGUAUCUUUACACUUUAAAUCCGCUUCCGCAACAUAACAGAAGACCGAUGCUCUCUACCAAUGAAGGCGAUCAGACGUUAGAGAUACUCAUGACUGACUUGGAUCCGGAAAUAAUGGCGAUCUUUACCAAAGAGGAGUGUCUUAAUGCUACUGAGGCCACCAAGAAAGCGGGCAUCGAUAAAAUUAUUCCUAAUAUGACCAUAGAUGAUUUUUUGUUUGAACCCUGUGGUUAUUCGAUGAAUGGAGUUUCCAAAAAUAACUCACAUGAAGUCUUAGAUGGAUGUUACAUGACGAUUCACAUCACUCCAGAACAAGAAUUUUCAUAUGUUAGUUUUGAGACUAACGUUCCGGCCAGCAGCUACAAGGAAAUUAUUGGAAAAGUGUUGGACACUUUUAAGCCUGGCAAAUUUACAGUGACUGUUUUCACUAACCAACUCUCUCCUACCAAAGAUACAUCCAAAGAACUUCUUUGUCGUACCCAAAUCGGCAACAAAUGGAACCGACGCGACGUACAACAAAUCAGCUUCAAAAACUACGAUCUGACCUACGCGUUCUACACUAAAUUCCCUAGCUGAGGGCGUCGGGAAAGGUUACGCCCUGGCGUAACUCACCACCGCCAACCCUUACACGCAUCCUUUUCCGAUCCUUCCAUUCAUUCACAUUCCCGACCAAAAUUCAAUCGUUUCAACAGAUCAAUUGCCAGUAUUUACGCCGAAUUGGCAAAAUUAGGCUCCGGUAUUGUCUCAGAUAAAAGUUUGCAAGCAUUUUAUCAAGCCUUCAUGAAAAGUCUACGCAAAAGAAAACUUAAAUUUGCUUCGAAAGAUUUCUUUUGUUCUUGUUCCAGAGACGAAACGCCCAAUAUGCGUCGUUUUCGUGAGGCUUUUGGACCUUUUUCGUUUUUCUUCAUUUACUUCAGUUUGUUCUCACCCGUUUUCACGUUUACAGAUUUCGAGAGUCCUCUGGUUAUGUUUUCCUGGUGGCGCAAUAAAAUAUCGUGAGAGUUACUGUUUGAACCGUCUAAGUAGUUGAAACAUAGUGGCCAACUGUUUCCCUUCAACCUAUGAGGGUUAGGUAGACAUCCAGAUGUAUUUGUACAAUUAUUGUACCAGUACUCACACUAUGUUUUUCUUACUUUAAGGCGGGGCGUUUGAAUUUUUCCCUUUUUUAAUUUUGUUUUUUAUUAUUAUAUGUUUUCAACUUACAAAAACACUAUGUAGGGUGUUUUUGUUGUACGUUUUGUGGUUGUACGUAUACACUUAAAAUUCAUAUAAAUUGCUUUAGUUAAUGAUUACUAGAUGAAAAUUUAGUGGCACUUUAUAUGAUUUUUCUGUGUAGGUACAUACAUAUGUAAGAAAAUUGGGGCCUUUAGGAAAUUAACAAUGUGCACAAAAAAUUAGGUGCACAACCAUUAUUGUUUAGUUUUUCACCAUCCAGGGUUGGCAAAGGUCCAUAUUUGUUGUAAAAAGAUUUAGAUUAGAAAUUCGAUAUUUUGGAGGAAAAAUUUUAUUAAAUAUUAUAUUGUUAUUACUAUAGUCAAAAUGUAGACGUGUGUAGAGGAAAUUUUUAUCAAAUGUUAAACGUUAGAAAAACUUCCUUUAAAAUUGAGGAAUAGUAUUUUCAAUUCUUCCGUGUCAAUAUGGGAGUAAUUAGUGUGCCAAAUAAUGUAAAAUCUGUUUAUGUUUUAUUGUUUAAUGUUUGUUUUUUGUUGAAUUUAAUCUGAAUUUUUACACAAUAUAUUUUAAGUGAUGCCUCAUCUUCUAUGAGGUUGCAAUUUCACUUUAGGCUUUGGGGAGAUGUACAUUUCACUGUUUCUCUCGAACAAAAUGAUACAUUUAAAGUUUUGGCAUUUUCGAUUGGUGAAAUGCCAUCCAAUUUGACCAUAACUCUUGUAAUAAGUGUCAUGACAAAAAUUAAAUUAUCUCUAAUAAAUAGGUACCUUAUUUAUGUUGAGUAAGAUAUAGACGUCAUAGCAGCAAUCAUGGGAAGUUUGUAUUGUAAUUGUUAUACCCUACAACAGAAGUAUUUUGAAAAUUAGGUACCUAAAAAUGUCAUGAUGUUUUAAAUUUUCUUUUUAGUUCACAUUAUAAUGAGUUUUUGGAUGUUAUCAUUCCCUAUACGAAGAAUGUAUAUUUUAAGCAAAAUUAAUUUUAAUAGCAAACAUUAUUAUGUAAGGUGUACAGUGACUUCCAGUUUCAAAUGUUAUUUAAAACACCAAUGAAUUGGCUGAAAGGCUUUUGAAAUAUUUGAAGAGCCCUUUGUAGGUCUUCAAUAGUAAUUUAUAACGAAUUAAAACUGAAACACACUGUACAUAGGGGUAGACUAAGAUUUUAUAUCUCCAAGAGAUUUUUCUGUUCAUUAUUAUUUAAGUUUUAUUUUCAAAAAGACAAGUCAGUUUUAUAUUUGUAAUGACAGUCAGUUUUCUAUUUCUCGUAACUGAAAUACUUUUUUAGGAAUUCCAAUACUUAUUAGGAAGUAAUUUCUGGAUAAUUGUAAUAUCUUGGGCUAGAUUUAGUUUUAAUUGUAAUAAUUGUUCAAUUCCAAUA